Molecule: messenger RNA, 911 nt
Organism: Frankliniella occidentalis (western flower thrips)
Lineage: Eukaryota; Metazoa; Arthropoda; Insecta; Thysanoptera; Thripidae
Exons: 2
Coding region: 33-401 (122 amino acids)
Source: RefSeq, a predicted model, not a curated record
UUCAGAACAGAUGAGGCUGAGCAGGUCACAAGAUGGACCUAGCCGCGGCACUUCGAUGGUGGCAAGACCGUCUUGUACCCAGAGAUGGACGAUUGUUAUCGAAGAUAGAAUCCCAACUCUUUGGAAAUAAGACCUUCAGCUACUACGUAUUUGGUGUGUUCUGUGCCUGCGCGUUCAGCGCUGUCUCAAAGGACUCUGGGCUCAAGCUUCUAGCCGCCCUACGACUAGUUGUGGCCCUUUGGUGUUGCUACGGUAUGACUCUGUACUUCGCCAUCAGCUCACAAGCAGUUCACGAUCUCUUCAAAUCCACGGCUGAAGUUGCUCAAGACAUUUUCACUGGAGGAGCGUUCAGGCCAUUUGAAGUAAGAGACGUUCUUAGGCCGGUCCAAUCACCCCAAUAACCCUGAAAGCUGAAUUCUUGGUUAAACAGCAAAAUGCUCUCAUCUCUCUCAACGAAUAUUAUAAUGAACUCGGUUUAAAAGCAAUUUACUUCUCGUGUGACAGUAACACUUGGUUCAAAUAAUAAAUGAUCGGGAUCUAAGUGCGUUUAGCACUUGAAUUAGGUGUGUAUUGCACUUAGUUCUAAGUACAUUUGGUCUUCAUUGAAUCACGCGUUUUUGUCUUACUUCGAGUUGAAUUGCUCGAAGUGAGAAAUGCUCUUUAUUCGAUUGAAAGCAUUUUGCUCUCAAACCAAGAAUCCAGCUCUAUUAUCUUUGAGGGUGAGUUGUGGUCCGUACCUUUGUGUUGUGUGUACCUGGUUAUGCCCUUAUCCGAUUCAAGGAUCUGAAACUUAAACUUCAUGGUUGGUUGUAUUGUUAUGGGUAAUUUAUUUUACAUACAAGGUAGAUGUACGCCAGACCACGUCUUGCGUAGCAGGCUUAGCGAUAUCUCACGAAACGAUGUUACGUGGC